UCGAGUCGUAGUGUGGGUCUUGAGACUGCAGCAGUCUGAGGCGAGGUGGUCACGGCACAAGGCAACUGGUCGUCGUGGUUGAUCGGGCACGGUCACAUCGGACGGUGGUCUAAGAGCGAGCGAGCGAUCAAAACCGCAGCGCGUCUGAGGGAGAGAGGUAGAGGGUAAAGAAAUACUGCUGGGACCGUGGUUCGUGAUUUGUUAGUGUCCUCGAGAAUUCUCGGCUGCUGAUCCUCACUUACCCCUGAUCCGCUCGUCAUUAGGGUUGGAUCUUCCUCGUCAGCUUGCAUCGCGUAGCCAGGCAGGCGCUCACUAGUGUCGCUCGUAACGCGCACGGGAUUGAGGCGCGUUCGAUUCAGCAUUUGAAUUGACGGGAUUGGGAGUUGAUUCGGCGGGGAGAGAUGGCUUUGGAGAGCGAUCGAAGCAACAAGCGGCAGCGAGUUACCUCAGAGAAUCGAGGAGCCACCUUUCGCAAGGAUGAGGCGGACUUCGAAGUGGGCACCAGCUGGCGCGUGCUGGUGCUGCGGCUGGGGGAGCGGUGCAUGGAGUUCGACGGCCGCAUGGACCCCAUCGACCAGAUGGACCUGUGCUUGACGGUUGUCAGCCGCAACUUUGAUGCGCUCAAGGGAGAGCUGCUGCCGCUCCUAAUGCAGUGUGCAGAGGACCUUCCCCAAAAAGCGCCCUUCUACACCACGCUGGUAUCGCUCCUGAACGUGGACUACGAGGAGUUUGGGGCGUCAGUGGUGGAACACGUCAUGGCAGGGCUGCAGGCCGCCUUUGAGACGGGCGAGUGCAACAAGAUGCGCAUUCUGCUGCGCCUGCUGGCCCUGUUGUCCGUGGCAGCAGUGGUGCCAGAGUCCGAGGUGUUGCAAGUUUUGUCUCUUCUGGUCGACACGGCCACUACCCACCUCGAUCCGACAGCUGGCGGGAAUUCCAGCUGGCAGCCGCGGGCGGACUUCUUUGUCUUUUGCGUGCUUGCGUGCCUACCGUUUGCUGCCCAGGACUGGCAGCAGUCGAACCCGGACGACCUCUCCACCCUGCUGGCCGCGGUGGAAAGCUACAUGGCUGCACGCUCAUCCCUCGUCUUCCCUGCUUUGACCGUCUUUGAGCCCCAGCCAACCGACACCACGCCGCCACAGGACUACUUGGAGGACCUAUGGGAUCGCAUCAAGGCAUGCAAGGAAGAUUCCUGGAAGGCAGAAAGUGUGCCUCGCCCCCACGUGGCAGUCAAGGACCGACUUUCGUCGUCCAUGCGCCAUCCCCUUGGUCUCUUCACUCCGCCUCCGCCACCCCCUGCUGCCACCCAACCUGACGUCGAUGCUGACAUGGACGAGGGCGGCGAUGAGCAAAAGCAGACAAGAGCUGCCGCCCGGCAGCGGUUCGAGGCGCUGCAAGAGUUCCCGCCCCGGAUUGGACGGCUGAAGCUGUUUCCACCUGCCAAGACAGAUGCUGCCAUGGCGCCCAUCGACCGCUUUGUGGUGCAGGAGUAUCUCCUCGACGUGCUCUUCUACAUGAACGGCAGUCGCAAGGAGUGCGCCAGCUACCUCGUGGGUCUGCCGGUACCCUUCCGCUACGAAUACGUCAUGGCGGAAACUGUCUUCUCCCAGUUGCUGCUGCUUCCCCGGCCGCCCUUCCGCCCCAUCUACUACACAAUCGUCCUCGUUGACCUCUGCAAGGCCCUGCCUGGCGCCUUCCCAGCAGUGCUAGCCGGGGCGGUGAGGGCGCUGUUCUCCCGGGCGGCAAUUAUGGACGUGGAGUGCAGGACACGUGUCAUCCAGUGGUUGGCCCACCACCUUUCCAACUUCGCGUUUGUGUGGCCGUGGGCGGCGUGGGCGGCGGUUGCACGGCAGCCGGAGUGGGCGCCGCAGAGAGUGUUUGUGUCGGAGGUGCUUGAGAGGGAGAUACGCCUCUCCUACUACGACAAGAUCAGAGAGUCUCUAGGCAGUGCAGAAAUGGAGCAGCUUCUGCCCCCCAAGCCGGAGCCCAUCUUCAAGUUCAAGCGCAACCGAGCCGCAGGGCCGGGGAGGCUGCUGGCGCCUGCAGAGGGGGAGGGGGAGGAGAGAGGGGGUGAAGGUGAAGGUAAGGGAGGAGGAGAGAAGGAGAAGGAAGGAGGGGAGAAGGCUGGAGAUGGGGACGAGGGCAUGAAGGAGGGGGGCGAGGGGGGGAGCAAGGCGGAGCUGGGGGGCAAGGAAGGGAAGACUGGCGAGGGCAAGGAUGGGGGAAAGAGUGUGCAACAGUACGAGGAAGGGGUGGAUGCAGCAGCAGUGGAGGUAGCGGAGGAGCUGAUAGUGAUGGUGCGCACGAAGCGGGCCGGUAAGGAGGUGGCGGCGUGGGUGGAGGAGAAUGCGGUUGAGAAAGUGGGAGGGGAGAGAGGACGCGCGCUGGACGUGGUGGCGCAGACGCUGCUAGUGCUGGGGUCUAAGAGCAUCACGCACUCGGUCACCGUGCUUGAGAGAUACGGCCUCGCGCUGCAGCUGCUGGCGCCCGACCAGCUCUCUCAGGUGCAUCUGCUCCACAGCAUCUGGUCAGUGUGGGCCAACGCGCCUCAGAUGGCAGCGGUGGUCAUCGAUCGCUGCCUCGGCUUCCGCCUCGUCUCGCCGCUCGCCCUCCUCGACUGGUGCUUCCUUCCUUCGCAAUACGAGCUCUAUCAUACGUCCGAGCGCAUUUGGGAGAUUCUCCGUACUGCUGUGUCAAAGGCUACCAAUCGUCUCCGCCACGUCGGCGCUGAGGUGGCGGCGCUCGAGAGGGCGUCGGCUGUGGCAGCAGCGGCUGCCAGCAAGGCGCACGGCGAGUGGGAGGCUGCCACGUUGGCAGAGGAGGAGGCGGAGGGAGAGGAGGCCAAGACACAAGCGGCGGCGAAAGCAGAAUGGGCCAAGCAACGGAGCAGCAAGGCGCAGGAGGAGGCAGUGGCGGCAGCAGCAGCAGUGGAGGGCAAAGAGAGGAUGAGGCGAGAGGCGGAGGAGGAGGAGCAGGCCCUGUUCAUCUCGCUCCUGCUGCACUUUGCAACGGCUAUUAGCAGCAGGCGGGCAGCUGUUGCAGAGGCAGCAGUGAGGGAGGAAGAGGAGGAGGAGAGGAGGGCGGGGGAGGAGAGGAUGGAGGAGGAUGAGGGGGAGGAUGCUGGCAUGGAGGGCGAGGAGGACGGGGAUGGGGGCAGUGACAGUGUGAAAGUCUACACCUGAGGACCAAACUCUACACCUCUCCCCGUUCCCCUGUCUCUCUCCUUUUCUCAUUCAACCGAUUCGUCUUUCCUCUCCUGAUUUAGUGAUCCGUCUUUCUUUCCCUCUUAUGGCGGGUGGCUGGCAGGAGGAAGCGCGAGGAGGAGAGGAGGAAGGAGGAGGAGGAGCGGGGUCACAAGAGGCGACUCAAGGCGGCGGGGGAGAAGGAGUGGAUGCGAUGUGUUGUGGGGCAGAUGCGGUCGCUGUGUCGAUACUACGGCCCGCAGGUGUGGCGCAUGCUGCCUGCCAUCCAAUCACAGGUCUUCGCUCAAGUCCAGGAUCCCAUCAUUCAGGAAACAGUCAUGGCCGCUCUGCUCUGCUAGCGACUUUCGCAUGCUGCCUUCCAGGGGGGGCCUGGUUGGUUUGAAAGAGAGUUCCAUCAUUCAUGAGACAGUCAUGUGACUCAUGUCUGCUCUGCUCUGCCAGCGCGUGCUCCUCGCUACAUGCUGCUGCCUGUGCGGGGCGUCUCAAAAGUGCCUUCUCUCAAGCCCAGGAGUCCGACCAUUCAGGAAACAGUCAUGUGACAUGUCUGCUCUGCUCUGCGAGUACCUGCUCCUCCUCCCUUAAUGCAUCUAGCCAUUUGGUGACUCAAAGUGUCUUUCCAAGUCCAGGAUCCCAUCAUCCAUGAGGCGUUCAUGUCGGUCCGCUCUUCUCUGAUAGGGCUUCUGGAGGUGGGAACCUUGAUUUGUCCCUCUACAGGCGUUUGUCACACAGGAUAGAUUGUGGAGGCUGCUCUGCUAGCAAGCCCGUCGCUUCACUUCUCUUCAUGCCUCUGCCAGUCUGCCUUGGUGCGCCUUGACAGUAAUGGCUGUGCUGUGCACUCCAAACCUGAUGGUCCUAGGGGAACUAAGCCGUGAGACUUAAUUAACGCUUGUUAGAUGUUUCGUUCUUUUUCUUCCGUAUCCAUACCUGUGUAAGCCUUUGCAAGAAACAACUUUGCCUGAU
Molecule: messenger RNA, 4160 nt
Organism: Closterium sp. NIES-67
Lineage: Eukaryota; Viridiplantae; Streptophyta; Zygnematophyceae; Desmidiales; Closteriaceae
Source: the annotation of a GenBank genome assembly